AUGUCGCAUCGCAUGUCGCAUCGCUCUAAUGUGCACAGCGCGCAUUUCAUAUCGCAUCGCGUAUCGUAUCGCAUAUCGCAUCGCAUAUCGUAUAGCGCUAAUCUCGAAGGCAAGGCACGUGAAGCAAUUCCAACAGAAGUCAAUUCAGUCCGACAAAUAAAAGAUGCGAUGAGAAACAGAAUAAAGCCAGACAACUCGAAAGUUGUAGCUGGGAAAAUUGCAUCUUUACAUGUCACAAAUAACAAUUAUACGGAAUUUGCUAAGCGUGUCGAGGAACUUUCGGAUGAAUUAGAGCGUUAUUUGAUCAUUGAAGGUAUGACACAAUCUAAGGCCCAUGAAAUGGCAGUCGAGCAAACAGUUAACGUUUCUAGACUUAAUACUCGGUCGGAUUUGGUUAAAUCAAUUUUAUCGUCAACUACCUUCAGUGAUUCAAAAGACGUAGUGGCAAAAAUGAUAGUCGAACAAAAUAAUCAAGUUAAAGAGCUUCAAGUGUACAAUAAUAACGGUAAUAUUAAUCGUUCAUCAAACAACAAUAAUCGAAAUAAUAACAACAACAAUAAUAGUAGUAGACGUCCAAAUUCACGCAAUAAUGCUAAUGUGCGCGCUUUAAACGUUCAUGCCCCUCAGGAGCGAACACUGAGGGCGGAAGAAUUGGACAAUUAA
Molecule: messenger RNA, 663 nt
Organism: Rhagoletis pomonella (apple maggot)
Lineage: Eukaryota; Metazoa; Arthropoda; Insecta; Diptera; Tephritidae
Exons: 3
Coding region: 1-663 (220 amino acids)
Source: RefSeq, a predicted model, not a curated record